AUGCCCUCAACCCGCAAGCCGGGCUACCAAGCCCUCGACGUAUCCGACGCCAACGAAGCAGGCAUGGAUGCCUCAAAUCUGCAAGACAGAAUCACCUCGCAAGGCGCUAGCGGCGCACCUCGACGCGGCUUUGAAGAAUCCCGAGGCCACCUACAGGUACCCGGCCAAACCCGGCCCGGUGCGUUGGAGGGAGAGACCAUAAACAGGGAAGGGGAUCUGGAGGAAGAGGUGGAUUUAGAUGAAGAUGCUUAUAGGGCAUUUAGGGCUGGAGCUGGCGGUGGGAGUGGAGGUCAGAAGGGGGAGUAUGAUGCUGCGAGUAAGGAGUAUGAUGAUUUGUGA
Molecule: messenger RNA, 339 nt
Organism: Aspergillus mulundensis
Lineage: Eukaryota; Fungi; Ascomycota; Eurotiomycetes; Eurotiales; Aspergillaceae
Exons: 1
Coding region: 1-339 (112 amino acids)
Source: RefSeq, a predicted model, not a curated record